This is a messenger RNA of Manihot esculenta (cassava), 2004 nucleotides long. RefSeq lists its product as uncharacterized. NCBI's taxonomy places the organism in Eukaryota, Viridiplantae, Streptophyta, Magnoliopsida, Malpighiales, Euphorbiaceae. The record is from RefSeq and is a predicted model, not a curated record. Bases 1 to 2004 code for a protein of 667 amino acids. The transcript has 4 exons.
AUGGUAGUUCCUGCAUAUGCUAAUAUUCAUUGGGAUGGUAAUAUUAUAAAUAGUUGUAAUGGUUAUGAUUAUGAUGGAGGUUUUUCAAAGAUUAUUCCAUUGGGUAAACGGAUAAGUUUUAAUCAAUUGGUCGGUAAAAUUGCUCGUGCAAUUGGAUUAUCCGAAAAUAAUGAAUUUAUAGAGACGAUUAGUUUUAGAAAGCCUACAAUUGUGGAUGAUCCUUACAAUUUGAAUGUAUGGAGAUAUGGGGUGAAGAUGAUUACAAAUGAGGAUGCUGAUAUUGGUCCAUCUGGAACUGCUGUUGAAUCAAAUGAUGAGCCAUAUGAAGAGCAAAAUGUAGUUGAUAAUUAUGGUUUAUCUGAUAGUCUUGCAGGACUGUCAAAUAAUUUAUCUGAUACAGUAGAGAAUGAGGACGAGGAUGAGGAUGAGGACGACGAUGAUUCAUGGAUGUCUACUGAGGAUGAUGAUGAUGAUAAUGGACAGGAGGAUAUUGGGAGUGAGUCUCUAUAUUACAACACAAAAUUUCCUAAUCCUAUUGUGCCUGUUGUUCAUCCUCCCCUAUAUGCAGAAAUAGACUUCGAUUUGCUGAGGGUUGAUCCUUAUGAUAAGCCAGAAGGUCGUUACUUUUGGGAUCCUUCUAAAGAGUUUUCAGUUGGGAUUAUAUUUUCUUCGAGAGAUGCAGUGGCUGCGGCUGCAAAAGAAUAUCAUCUAAGACAUCACCAUCAAUUUUGUUAUCAUGAAACAAGGGAGAAGACUUAUUCUAUAAAGUGUAAAGACAAAGACAGUGGAUGUGCAUGGAGGCUUCGAGCAUCCAAGAAAGAAGGGGAGGAUGUAUGGAAAAUUACGAGAUACAAUGGACCGCACACAUGUACAAAUCCUCAGGUAACAAAAAACCAUAGCCAAUUGGAUGAGAAUUUCAUUUGUUCAUUCAUAUUUGCAUUAAUUGAACAGCAGCCCAAUAUAAAAAUUGCUGUCCUACAAGCUGAAGUGCGGGAUAAAUUUGGGUACGAGCCGUCUUAUCAGAAAACAUGGAAAGCUAAGCAGAAGGCAAUUGCACAGCUUUAUGGGGGUUGGGAUGAAUCAUACGGUCGUUUGCGUAGAUUCAUGACUGCUCUUCAUCAUUUUAACCCAGAAACAGUAUACAUGAUCGAAGAUAAUCCACAUUGGAUAAAUGAGCGAUUAAAUCCGAUGUGUCGUGUGUUUGACCGUAUGUUUUGGGCUUUUAAGCAAUCGAUUGAGGGAUUUAAACAUUGCCGACCUGUUAUCUCAAUCGAUGGGACAUUCUUGUACGGAAAAUAUACCGGGUGUAUACUGUAUGCAACCGGACUUGAUGGAAAUAAUCAACUAUUUCCAUUAGCUUUUGCCAUUGUUGAUAAGGAGAACGAUCGCCAUGCUGGAAUUCUUAAGGCGAUGCAGAAAGAUUGGUGGCAACCUCCAUCUGGUCAUCAUCGUUACUGUAUCAGACAUGUUCUGAGUAAUUAUAAUAAGACAUUAAAAAAUGCAGCAAUAAAGGAAGCGUUGCUCAAGGCAACAAAUGAAAAUCAGAAAAGAAAAUUUUAUGAUGCAAUGAACAAUAUUCGGGAGGUGCACCUAGAAUCCUACGAUUGGGCAAUUAAGAUAAAUUUAGAGAAAUGGACGAGAUCGCACGAUGGUGGACAGAGGUAUGGCGUGAUGACAACGAACAUGGCAGAAUCGCUAAACGGCAUGAUGAAAGGAUUUCGGGCGUUGCCAAUAACGGCAAUGGUUGAAAAAAUAUUUUUCCAGUGUGUCCAUUAUUUUGAUACGCGGAGGACAACAUUUUUGGAUCAACAAAGCAGAGGCUAUGUUUUCAGUCAGUAUUGUAGUGACACACUGCGUGCUAAUGCAAUUAAAGCAAAUGGACAUAGAGUCCGGCGGUUCAAUAGUCAGACAAUGGUUUGCGAAAUAAUUACUGCAAACGGGAGGCAAAAGCAAGUGGUCAAACUCAUGGAUCAAACAUGCACUUGUGGCAAAUUCAGGAGAUAA